AUGUAUGACUGCAAGACGGGCAAGAUCACAGCCUUACCAUCCAUGUUGGAGAAGAGAUAUAAAUGUUGUGCAGUUAUUACUGGAAAUACAAUUGUAGUCAUGGGAGGUGAGAGAACUGAGAAUGACUAUUAUACUGUUGAUCUCAGUUCAGUGGAAUGUUUUACAAUGGGAGGUUUUACAUGGAAGUAUCUUCCCAGCAUGAAUAAAGAAAGGUCCAAAGCAGUUGCUGAAGUUGUACCCUCAACAAGGAAAUAUGU
This is a messenger RNA of Paramuricea clavata, 257 nucleotides long. The record is from the annotation of a GenBank genome assembly. NCBI's taxonomy places the organism in Eukaryota, Metazoa, Cnidaria, Anthozoa, Malacalcyonacea, Plexauridae.